AGUUUUAGAAGGUGCCGUGGCGGUGUCAUACAGGGAUAUUCAUAGAAUUAUCAGGAAAAUUUGACGAAAUUGACGGUGACACAAUUCGGAAGAAUUCUGUAAGAUACUUAUAAGGAAGCUACGAAUAUACACCUUACUUGCGAGCUGCUAGAAGGUAAUAAUUCCUCAAAUGAGUCUCUUUGUGGAGCUGCGUCAAACUUAACGAAAUUCUAGUAGUUAAAGCCUUCGUGAAUUCGCGCUUGAGUUAGUGAGGUUAUGUCAGUAUCUCGAUUUGUUGAUUGAAGAAGCUGGAAUCCCAGAGACUAAAGACUAAAGAAUCUCAAGCAUGGCAAGUGCAAGUCCCAAGACUUUGUUUGACCUUCCACUGGAAGAUAUUCUUGUAGAUAAUGUGGGAAAGUAUUUGGAUUUAGGAGAUAUUUACAGGUUUGGGAAGUGUUCAAAAGUUUGCAAAGUUCUGGCAGAUUCAAUGGCAGCAACAAAAACAGAGUUCAUCCUAAUAAAUAAAUGUGCUACUUAUAAUAUCCUUGAGACGCAAUUCUCUGAUUUUAUAUCGUAUAUAGUUGAGAAAUGUAGACAAUUGAAGUACAUCACGAUUUUCACAUAUGUCUGGACGUACAAGAACUUUCUAAUUGAGCUGCUGAAGAAUAAUCCACAAGUAGAGAUCUUCUGUGCACUUAAUUGUGAAAACCAAAAACACAAAGAUGCCCUUCCACUUGUCCAACUUACCACUCAGAAGAAGCUCAAAAAUUUGGUUCUGAUGCGUUUCAAUUUGGACGACAAUUUCUUGAUCAAACUCAGUGAGAAUAACAAUCAGCUCCGUGAAGUAAACUUUUCCCACUGCACGGGCUUUUCUGAAGAUGCUCUCCUGAAAUUCUUGGAGAAGCAGCCCCACUUGGGAUAUAUCGAUCUAACAAGUUGUGACAUCACUGAUUCAGAUUCACUUCUUUCUGUAAUCAGAAAUACUUGUUCGAAACUGGAAAUAUUGGAGAUCACAGGCAUAAAAGGGGUGACAAAAGAUGAUAUUUCGAAAAUCAAGGAGAAUUGUCCUAAGAUCAAGAUAAUUGAUUACGACCCUUUUGAUUCAGAAAAUGAAAAUGAUUCUCUCUCUGACAUAUCUAUGUCCGAUCAGUAUGAUGACACAUCUAUGUCCGAUCAGGACGAGGACAUCUAAAAAAAAUAUUUUCAGGAUCCAAAACAGAUGCACGUUCGAUAAUGUUGUAAAAGCAGUCAGCCAAUUUCUUUCGAAAUUUCUAUUUAAAUUAAAAAUUUCUUCACCGGUUUUGAAAUAAAAAUGAAUUUG
Phlebotomus papatasi is the source of this 1300-nucleotide messenger RNA. RefSeq names its product F-box/LRR-repeat protein 15-like. The coding region runs from base 326 to 1171 and encodes 281 amino acids. The transcript is spliced from 2 exons. Lineage: Eukaryota; Metazoa; Arthropoda; Insecta; Diptera; Psychodidae. The record is from RefSeq and is a predicted model, not a curated record.